Panicum hallii is the source of this 1587-nucleotide messenger RNA. RefSeq names its product transcription factor bHLH128-like. Lineage: Eukaryota; Viridiplantae; Streptophyta; Magnoliopsida; Poales; Poaceae. The transcript has 6 exons. Gene Ontology annotation, biological process: regulation of transcription by RNA polymerase II. The coding region runs from base 149 to 1213 and encodes 354 amino acids. The record is from RefSeq and is a predicted model, not a curated record. Gene Ontology annotation, cellular component: nucleus. Gene Ontology annotation, molecular function: protein dimerization activity; RNA polymerase II cis-regulatory region sequence-specific DNA binding; DNA-binding transcription factor activity, RNA polymerase II-specific.
ACCGAAGCCCCGCCCCCAGCCGGCUCAAAAGCAGCAGCGGCCACCGCGCCCGCACCUCCUCGCACCUGGCACCACCACCAGCAAGCAAAUUCACGCGCUCCGCCGACCGCGCGCGCGCACAAGCGGUAGCAGCAGCUCGAGAGCGGCGAUGAACCGCCUGACGCCGGCGCACCACGGGGCGAUGCCGCCGCCGGGCCCGGGGCAGCUGGCGCGGUACGGCUCCGCGCCGGGCUCGCUCCUGGCGUCUAUCGCGGAAUCCGUCACCCGCGGCGGGGACCACGCCCCGCCGCCCGUCAGCCGGUUCUACUCCGCCGAGUCCUCCGGCCUCACCUCCUGCGAGUCCAGCUGCCGCACGGACGGCGGCGGCGGCCGGCCGCGCGCGCUCGAGCGGGCCUACGGCGGCUCCGGCGAGAUCCGCGUGCCACCGCCGCCGCAGCCGCAGCAGCACCAGUCGCUCGCGCCCCCGGGGCCGCCGCACGGGCUGCUCCGCCACAGCAGCUCCCCCGCCGGGCUGCUCUCCCGCCUCAUGGCCGACCCGCACGGCAUGGCUCCGGCGAGAGGGAUGGGCAGCUACUCGCAGGCGGGCACCGACGCCGCGAUGGCCCACGGCCACAGGCAGCUCAGCUCCCAGUGGAGCUUCUCCAGGCAGGACCUGCCGCAGAUCUCGGAGAUGGGGAUGAUCCCCGACAUCGGGGAGAGCAUCGUCGCCGGCGGGUGCAACAGCUCCAGCGACGGCGGAGGCGCCGCGCAGUCCUCCUCCUACCUCUCCAGGAACUUCUCCGUCAGCUCCUGGGACGACACCAACUCCAUCAUGUUCUCGUCCCCGACCAAGAAGCACAAGCUCGACGCGGCGGACGACAUGGUCACCAGCUUCAGCAACAUCGACUCCCAGUUUGGGUUGUCAAAGUCGUCGUUGGAGAUGCCCGGCAUGGAUGACUACCUGCAGCUGCAGCAGGACUCCAUCGCUUGCAGAGUUCGUGCAAAGAGAGGCUGCGCGACCCACCCGCGAAGCAUCGCUGAGAGGGAAAGAAGAACAAGGAUCAGCAAGAGGCUGAAGAAGCUGCAGGAUCUUGUGCCCAACAUGGACAAGCAAACAAAUACGUCAGACAUGUUGGAUCUUGCUGUAGAGUACAUCAAAGAGCUGAAGGGCCAAGUUGAGAAGCUAAAACACGACCAAGCAAACUGCUUUUGCUCAGGCACUCAGAACAGCUGACAGUGGAGAAGCAGAUGGACAAGGUCUUAUGUGGCACCGAUACGAUUGUUGAGCCCCAGUUUUUUGCUUCAGAAUAACUGGCUGCAGCAAUGCUUAACAUGUCAAGUCGCUUCCAUGACUCAGCUUUCCCUUUCAUGGUUGUACCACGGAUACCGUCAAUGCCUUCAAGACUAGAAGAUGACACUUAGGUUAUCAUAAUUUACCUCCUGUGAAGCGGUGUCUUAUGUGUAAAAAAUCCUCCAUUUCAGCACGAAUGGGAUUGCUGUUGGCAAAAUUAUUGUAGGAAUAUCUCGUGUGCUCUUUUGUCAUUGAGCUCAAUUUUGCACAUUACUAACUUGGCACUAAUAUUAAUGAGUACUAGGCAUGCAUACCAA